Budorcas taxicolor (takin) is the source of this 558-nucleotide messenger RNA. Its product is annotated as olfactory receptor 7A10-like. Bases 1 to 558 code for a protein of 185 amino acids. Gene Ontology annotation, molecular function: olfactory receptor activity; G protein-coupled receptor activity. The transcript has 2 exons. NCBI's taxonomy places the organism in Eukaryota, Metazoa, Chordata, Mammalia, Artiodactyla, Bovidae. Gene Ontology annotation, biological process: G protein-coupled receptor signaling pathway. Gene Ontology annotation, cellular component: membrane. The record is from RefSeq and is a predicted model, not a curated record.
AUGUACCUGAUCACCGUGUUUGGAAACAUGCUCAUAAUCCUAACAGUCAGCUCAGACUCCCACCUCCACACCCCCAUGUACUUCUUCCUCUCCAACCUGUCCUUUGUAGACAUCUGUUUCACCUCCACCACCAUCCCGAAGAUGCUGUGGAACAUCCAGACACAGAGCCAAGUUAUAACUUAUGAAGACUGCAUCGCCCAGAUGUUUUUUUUCAUGCUAUUUGCAGGGUUGGACAUCUUCCUCCUGACAGUGAUGGCCUAUGACCGUUUCGUGGCCAUCUGUCACCCCCUGCAUUACACAGUCAUCAUGAACUCCAAAAUAUGUGGAAUUUUGGUUCUGGUUAGCUGGAUCAUCAUUGUCUCCUUAUUUUAUUGCACAGGCUUAGGAGUGUACCUUAGCUCUGCUGCUACCCACAGCUCACAUUCAACUGCAACAAUAUCAGUGAUGUACAUUGUGGUCACACCCAUGCUGAACCCCUUCAUCUACAGUCUGAGGAACAAAGACAUAAAGAGGGCUCUGAACACUUUCUUUAGAAAAGGGUUACUUGUCUUCCACUGA